Messenger RNA from Trichoplusia ni (cabbage looper), 767 nucleotides. RefSeq names its product regucalcin-like. Gene Ontology annotation, molecular function: gluconolactonase activity; enzyme regulator activity; calcium ion binding. NCBI's taxonomy places the organism in Eukaryota, Metazoa, Arthropoda, Insecta, Lepidoptera, Noctuidae. Bases 16 to 588 code for a protein of 190 amino acids. The record is from RefSeq and is a predicted model, not a curated record. The transcript has 3 exons. Gene Ontology annotation, biological process: L-ascorbic acid biosynthetic process.
AGGUAAUUUUAACACAUGAAUGUUUUUCCAGGAAUUAUUGUUGAUGACGUUCUCGCUCCUAACAGAGCAAAGGAUGGAUCCCUGUACCGCAUCGACCCUGACGGCACCACAAACAAAGUGGCGUCGGGCAUCGUUUGCUCCAACGGGCUUUGUUGGGACCUCAAGGAGAAAGCCUUCUAUUACAUAGACUCUUUGACCUUCACUGUCCAAAGAUUUGACUACGACGUUGAGACUGGAAACAUCUCGAAUCCUACAGUUGCGUUUUCAUUUGAAAAACAUGGAUUGACGAGCUCUCCAGACGGCAUGACCAUCGAUACCGACGGGAACCUGUGGGUCGCUGCUUUCUGGGAAACAGGUAUGCUGAAAAUAGAUCCAAGACAAAAUAAGGUUGUGGAAAAGAUCCCCCUCCCAGUGGCGCAGGUGGCGUCGGCGACCUUUGGAGGUCCAAACCUGGACGUGUUAUACGUGACCACUGCGAGCUUAGCCUUGGAAGGCAGACCGGAACAGCAUCCCCCGGCGGGGUCAACGUACGCCAUCACAGGGAUGAACGCGAGGGGUUAUCCUAAUCUUAAAGUCAGGCUAUAUUAGUGGUCGACACUAGGAAACGAAGCAAAAAACUUCUAUAAGGGUCAGAUCCAACAGAUGUGCCUAUUUCGUUGAAUCCCUGAAGGAAUGUGAUUGACAUUUACGGUUUAACGGAAACUGAAGAAACCUGUGAUAAUUUUUAAUAACUUUAUUUUCAUUAAACAAACGAUUAGUAACCAUAA